Brettanomyces bruxellensis is the source of this 474-nucleotide messenger RNA. RefSeq lists its product as uncharacterized. Lineage: Eukaryota; Fungi; Ascomycota; Pichiomycetes; Pichiales; Pichiaceae. The record is from RefSeq and is a predicted model, not a curated record. Bases 1 to 474 code for a protein of 157 amino acids. The transcript has a single exon.
AUGGCACAUAUUGCAACCGAUAAUCUAACUGCCAACAAUUUGGGUCAAUUGAGUAAAAUCUCAUCUCCAGAAAUCUACUCGGAAAAGUUUAUUAAGGAAUGCAAAGAGUUAGGUGAAUUGGCCCAAUAUGUUUACUUUGAUGAAGUUCCUGUUGGCUUUGUGGUUUCAAAUGUUUUUCAACCUCAGAACUCUAGUGUUCCAAUUGGUUUAAUUAUAUCAGUUUUAAAGGUAUUGCCGGCUUAUGCUCAUAAGUAUGGCUUAGAAAAUGCAUUGAUCAGUUAUGUGGAAAAGAUGACUACCGAGAAGAGAUUGCUUCAUCGCAUAUUUCUACUUGCUGAUAGAAAGAAUGAUCAAUGGCUAAUUGCAUACGCAAGAAAGCAUGGCUUUGGUGAAGAUACUAAAACGCCUGUUCAUAUUGAUUCGAAGCACCAGCUUGAUUUAAAUGGAAAAUUACUAUUGGUCAAGCAUCUUUAA